Messenger RNA from Phycodurus eques (leafy seadragon), 1083 nucleotides. It is a transcript of the gene dmac2, whose product is annotated as distal membrane arm assembly component 2. The record is from RefSeq and is a predicted model, not a curated record. The transcript is spliced from 6 exons. Bases 24 to 779 code for a protein of 251 amino acids. Lineage: Eukaryota; Metazoa; Chordata; Actinopteri; Syngnathiformes; Syngnathidae.
CCUUUCUGUAGAACCACAUUAUCAUGUCUGCCCCCUUGGUGUCUCUACUCGGGUGCUGUCAGCGGUCAUCUCGGCUCCUUGUUGCUAGGCGACCAUGGAGCUCCAGCCCUGUGAGUUCGCCUCCCAUGCACACCAGGUUGCUCCUCUUCCUCACCCAGCGUUUCUAUGACGUCGAGAUGCUCCUCAGAUGGAAGUCUCGGAUGAAAAGGAGAGGGCUGCAAAAGAAGAACGCUUACUAUAGCUACACUCAGGGCCUUUAUGGGGCGGACAUUGCAGCCGCCUACUACGUCUUGUGUUUAAGGGGAGGAUUUCGAUUUGUUGGCCAGUCAGAAUGGUUCCGUGUGGACCGGAAGGGCAAGUUCAAAUGGGACUUCUUGAGUUACAAAGACACACCUCUUGAGGAAGUAGACAUGAGCUAUACAAUCAUCAACUACAUUGGACUGUCCAACUUGGAGGGACAGAAAUCUUUGCGGACUCUGUCCUUACGAGGAUGCUCUGAGGUGGAUGACUGGUUCUUGGCCAGGCUGCAUGUGUUCCAGGACUCUCUGAAGGAGCUGGACAUCUCUCAUUGCCCACGCAUCACCACAGGCGGGCUGGCUGCCCUGAGGAAUCUCAAGGGACUACGCCGUCUGGACGUGUCAGCCCUCCCAGGGAUUUCGACUCCUGGCUUGGUGAUUAUCCUGCUAGAGGAGAUGUUACCACAUUGUGAGGUCAUUGCUUCUGGUUAUGAUCACAGCUUAGAGCCAGAAGGAGUUGACGGAGAGCGAAGCCAAGGGUAGAACUGUAUACAGUACACAAGGACAAUAAUCAGAAUUUCACUCAUUGCCUGUGUAAAGGAGACAGAAUUCUGACUUCACAUCUGAAAUCCCCCAAAGAAGAUUUUGACUUGAGUUGAUUUUAUUGGAAAUGAAAAAGAUCUAAUAUGAAUCACAUGUACUACGAACCAUAGUUGUUGGUUUACAUCAUUAUUGGAUUAUUCAGAUCGGGUCUACUGUAUGUAUUGUCUUUGCGUCUGUACGGAAGUAGGAGAACAAACUUUGUCUUCAGAAUGUCUUCAAUAAAGACUAAUAUGAUCUGGUUUUA